This is a messenger RNA of Asterias rubens (European starfish), 1645 nucleotides long. RefSeq lists its product as uncharacterized. NCBI's taxonomy places the organism in Eukaryota, Metazoa, Echinodermata, Asteroidea, Forcipulatida, Asteriidae. The record is from RefSeq and is a predicted model, not a curated record. Bases 118 to 1311 code for a protein of 397 amino acids. Gene Ontology annotation, molecular function: AP-1 adaptor complex binding. Gene Ontology annotation, biological process: negative regulation of cell motility; regulation of Arp2/3 complex-mediated actin nucleation; negative regulation of substrate adhesion-dependent cell spreading. The transcript has 6 exons.
CACAAAAUUAUGUAUUUUUAAUGCUGACACCGGGUGCUGUGUAUCCGGAAAUCAACAAUGAUUUUGAAUGAGAAUAUCGUGUUAUAUCGAUAAUUUUGUAGAAAGAAAAUCACAAUAAUGGGGAACUGCCUGGAGUCUUGCUUCGGUUCAGUUCGAAAAAACAAGACGAGUUACUUCACGGGAAGAUAUAAAGAAUACAAUGUUGGGAUUGAGUUUGAAAGUUUAAUCGAAGACGACUUGGCCCAGCAAGCUGAGACCAACAUGGUAACAGAUCGUGAAAGAGAUCAUCUCCUGAAUAAGAGAUACAGCGAUCUCAUCAAAGACCAGAAGAGAAGGGAUGCUGAAAUUGAAGCUGAGCUUAAAAGGCAGGAAGAUAAUGUUCGGUUAGAAGAAGAAGCCUACAAUAUAGCGAAACGAGAAUCUGCGAGAGCCGCCCGCCAAACGAGGGCUCUAGAGCAGCAGAGAAGUAAACCCAUAGCCAAUGGCACGGCCAAAUCAUCUUGGCUUGGGGACAAUGAGACUGAAUGGAAUGUAGCAGGAGGUGAGGAUGAUUUUGAAAUGUUCCUUGAGUCGGUGAAGGCACGGUCUCAGACAGUCAGGGCUAAUGCUGGUUUGGCAGCCAUUUCAUACCCAACUACGCAGAGCUCCAGUGUUGACGAUCGCCUUCCUCUUCCAACCAAAAAGACUCCAAACAGUAACUCCGAAGGAUUAGUCAGUGUUCAGGACGCACCUAGUGAGCAGGUGGAAUCAGACUCAGACUGGGUCCCAGACUUUGUCGGUGCAUCAUUGGAAGGCGUAUCAUCGACGCCAGACUUACAGACUAGUCAUGUGACGGAAGCGUCUCAGGCACUGAAUUUUUCUCAGCCGUCCCCGUUAACGAAUCUGACCGACGUUGAGGCUCAGAUGCAUUAUGGGGAAACUGUAACUCAUGAAACUACAGAGACUAUUGGCGAGAUCGAGGAGACAAAAAGUCACAUGACACAACUGAUCAAUGUGCAAUCUGUUAAUGAACCUAAUAAGUUAAAUGGCAUCGUACUGACAAACAACGAAGUUGACAAGCAACUUCCUUCACAGCCUGUCAACAACAUAUCCGAGACAAAGUCGUCAAAAUUAAAUGGCGUUGCAUCUACAAAAACCCAAGAUGAUAAGCAAAUUCCUUCACAUGCUGUCAACAACAACAUAUCAGUUGCAAAGUCAUCGGAAAACAGAACAGAGGAAUCGACAGAAAUGAACAAAUCAGCUGCUGCUGAAAUUGAAGAUGAAGAUCCUUUUGACUUUGACAAGUUCUUGGAAGAUUUGGAUCUGGAAUGAUGAGAUUCUUUCAUUUUAAAGGCAAAGUGUUUGGUUUUUUGAGCUGUUCAUUUUGAGCUGUUCAAUUGAUUUAAGCCGAUGUGAAUGAUUACAUUUGUACUGUGGAAAUUUCAUAUCAAAAGGUGGUAGGGUUUUUGGGAUAUCACAGAAAAUCUUAGGCGGUUAUUUUUAAGUAGGAAGAAUAAUCUUAGAUACACAAUCUAAGAAAUGUUCUGAACAGUUGUUUUAUCCUUCUCUUCAAAAUCACAUUCCUUAGAAGAGAAUUGUUUCUCAAAAAUGUAUACAUGAUCAACAGCUGCAGUGCUUCUUAAAGGUAUGUUACAGAAUUGGUAAG